Messenger RNA from Panicum hallii, 1443 nucleotides. RefSeq names its product 3-oxo-Delta(4,5)-steroid 5-beta-reductase-like. The record is from RefSeq and is a predicted model, not a curated record. The coding region runs from base 1 to 1248 and encodes 415 amino acids. The transcript has a single exon. NCBI's taxonomy places the organism in Eukaryota, Viridiplantae, Streptophyta, Magnoliopsida, Poales, Poaceae.
AUGAUGCGGUGGUGCUGGACUGGAGCGUACGGCACGAUCGAGAGGCGCCACAUCGUGGCGCGCGCGGCGGCCGAGGCCGAGGCCGCAGCGACCGCGUCCCAGAAGGUGGCCCUCGUCGUCGGCUCCACGGGCGUCGUCGGCGCCGCCCUCCUCGACAUCCUCCCGAGCCUGGACACCCCCGUGGGGCCAUGGAAGGUCUACGCGCUCUCCCGCGGCCCGCUCCCGCCCUGGUCCGCGCCAGCGGGCGCCCCCUCCUCCUCCUAUCCCAACCCCGUCAUCCACCUCCACCUCGACCUCGCCGACCCCGCCGCCGUGGCCCAGGCCCUCAAGCCCCUCACCGACAUCACCCACGUAUUCUACACCGCCUGGUCCGCGUGCCCCGGUGCGACUGAGGACGACGCCCGCGAGGCCAGCUGCGCCAUGCUCCGCAACGUCCUCUCCGUCGUCGUCCCCAGAUGCCCCGCGCUCGUCCACGUCUGCCUCCAGACCGGCCGCAAGGGAUUCGUCGACCCGUUCGAACCCAUGUCGGGAUUCUUUGCCGCCAUUGUGGCGAUGCGCCCGUACCCAGAGGACGUCCCGCACCUCGAGCACUCCGACCUCGAGGACGUCUUCCUCGACGAGGUCGCGCAUUCCUGGCUCAACGGCGCCGCCGGCGCCAUCACCUGGUCGGUGCACCGCCCCGCCACCCUCUUCGGCUUCUCCCCGCGCAGUGAGAGCAACGUCAUCGCCAGCCUCUGCGUCUACGCCGCAAUCUGCUGCAAGGAGGGCGCCGCGCUGCGCUGGCCCGGCUCCCUCGUCGCCUGGGAGGGAUUCAGCGACGCCUCCGACGCGGAGCUCGUCGCCGAGCACGCGCUCUGGGCGGCUCUCGAGCCCAGCGGCAAGAACGAAACGUUCAACUGCACCAACGGGGACAUCUACAAGUGGAAGAACCUGUGGCCGAUGCUGGCAGACCAUUUCGAGAUGGAGUGGUCCGGAUACGAUGGGGAGGACAAGCGCUUCAAGCUCGAGGAGGCCAUGGCCGGGAAGGAGGCUCUGUGGGCGGAGAUCGUCAGGGAGAAAGGGCUCGUGGAGACAGAGCUCAACGACAUAACCUCCUGGUGGUUCGUGGACGCGUUGAUCAACGCCGGCAAGGAACAAAUAGAAAACAUGAACAAGAGCAAGGAGCGUGGAUUCCUCGGCUUCCGGAACACGGUGAGAUCCUUCAAUACGUGGAUCGGGAAGCUGAAGGCUGACAAAAUCGUCCCCUGAUAUGUUCAUUUUUUGGAUGUCAGUGAUACUCCACCUACUUCUCUAUCUGAUUGCCUUGAUCACUAAUCGCGUUAGUCAAAUUUAGUUUCAUAGAAUGCUCUGUAAUGUUUUGGCGCGGUAUAUACAAAUGAGCCUGGGAAGUGCUAACUGAUGGAAGCGUUUAAGUAUGGAAUCAUCAACUGAUCACACUUUCCC